This is a messenger RNA of Anopheles marshallii, 2544 nucleotides long. RefSeq names its product WD repeat-containing protein 20. The coding region runs from base 1 to 2544 and encodes 847 amino acids. Gene Ontology annotation, molecular function: protein binding. NCBI's taxonomy places the organism in Eukaryota, Metazoa, Arthropoda, Insecta, Diptera, Culicidae. The record is from RefSeq and is a predicted model, not a curated record. The transcript has 5 exons.
AUGGCUGUGCAAUUAGACACCAGCGGAAAAGAUGAUUUGAAAACGCAAUUUGCCACACGCGAAGGAGAGUACAGAUUAAUGACACUGUCGGAAUACUCGCGGCCCAAUCGUGUCGGGUAUCAGAACAAUCAGAGCAGUCCCCAGGUGCGCGUGUCGAUCGUGUCAUUGCCAUCGCCACCGCCCCCACCCAUCGGCGGCGGUGGUGGUCAGCUGGCCGGAGCGACCACCAACAGUACCAACAGCACCAGCAAUAGUGUCACCCUGCCGAAGCAGCAAUCCUUUACCAAUGGCCUGGAACAUCAGACGGCGUCCGGAUACAGUACACCGGUCGGGGGCGAUCGGAUAUGUUUCAAUUACGGCAAGGAACUGUACGUCUACUCGUACCGGGGUGCGAAAAAGGCAACGGACCUCAACAAGCCUAUCGAUAAGAAGCUCUACAAAGGAACCUCGCCUAGCUGCCAUGACUUCAACGCAACGGCGGCAACGUGCGAAGGUGCACCGCUGCUGGUGGGAUUCAGUACCGGACAGAUACAGUUGGUCCAUCCAGGUCGCCGGGAACAGGGAAAAUUAUUCAACGAAGAGAGAAAUAUCGACAAAACUAAAGUUACCUGCUUAAAGUGGAUACCGGGAUCUCAGAAUCAGUUUUUGGUUUCUCACGCAAGUGGCUGUAUAUAUCUGUAUAACGACGAGCUACCCUGCACACCGGCUACCCCGACUUACCAGCCGUGCAAAACCGGCGACGGGUAUGUGGUGCUGGCCAGCAAAUCGAAAGCAACGAAAAACCCGCUCUACAAAUGGUGCUUUGGCCAGCACGAGAAUGCGAGCAUCAACGAGUUUUGCUUUUCGCCAUGCGGUCAGCAUCUGGCCGUUGUGUCGCAGGACGGCUUCCUGCGCAUCUUCCACUACGAGCACAUGGAGCUGGUGGGGAUAGCGCGGUCCUACUUCGGAGGCUUUCUGUGCGUGUGCUGGAGCCCGGACGGCAAGUACGUCGUGGUGGGUGGUGAGGACGAUCUGGUGACGGUGUUUUCACUGCACGAACAGCGGGUGGUCGCCCGCGGUCAGGGUCAUCGUUCGUGGGUGUCGGUGGUAGCGUUCGAUCCGUACACCACCUCGUACAGCAGUGCGCUCGAGGGUGACGAUCUGUCCGAUGAGGAAGUAUCACUCGGUGAGCAGCGUAACCAUCACCAUCACGGUACUGGGGGGUACUGUAUUCCGGACGGUACGGCACAUUCGACAACGAAGCAGUCCGGAUGCACCGACAAGUUGGCGGCCGCACAGAACCGACUGGCCACGUGCUACCGGCUCGGUUCGGUUAGCCAAGAUACUCAGAUAUGUCUGUGGGACAUAACGGAGGAUGUGCUGAGGCAAUCGUUCGGCCGUGUUGUCAAAUCAGCCAACCAUACGGGCAAAAAGGAAGUGAUGGUAAACGGGCUGUCCAACGGGGAGAGUGAAAGUGUGGCGGGCAAGUUGGAUAAGUGUGGCCCCACCAAAGGCAACAAACCGACGGAGGAUGUAGUUGAUAAUGCUAGCUUUAAACAACAGAUAAUCCCCCCUACAUUAGGCGCAAUUGGAAAUAAUAGUUUGUAUAGCGGCAGCAUCAAACCCACUAGCAGUAGUAGCACUUACGCUAAUAUGAAUUGUGAUGAUAAAGCUAAUAGCGACAGUAGCAGUGAUAAGGAAUCGGUCGAUAGUAAAACUGUAAAGCGAUCUGGAGCGAACAGCAAUGCUGGUGAGGCCGAAACGACGACACCGGUCACCAACGCGACCACCUCCGUUGGCGGUAGCAAAAUGUCCUCGGGUGGUGGCAAAAAGUCCAAGGGAGGAAGUGGCGAUAGUGGAGGUGCUGGUGGUGGCAUGCAGCAGCAGCAUUCUAGCAGCAGUACGUUUAACUCCAUAACGCAACGUUUGACUAGUUUAAGCUUCGGCAGUGGUGGCAGUGGUACAAGCAGCACCAGCAGUGGCAGCGGCAGCAGCUGUGAUAAGAAUGACAGUAAGUCGGGCAGCAAAGGGACGGCCGGCGGUGGCAGCAACAGCAAGCGCAGCAUCAUCGCGCUCGGCAGCAAAAGUUUUAGCAGCAACAGCAAUAGCAAUAGUCUUAAUAACAAUCAUCAUGUUCUAAACAGCAGCAUCAUAAGUAACAACCAAUCGGUGUCCGGUUCACCGUCAGGAGGCGGUGGCGGCAUGUCGAGCACGUUCACCUCCAUCAUGACGUCGUCGCUGACGAAGAGUAAAGGGUCGAGCGGCGGUGGUGCGAUCGGUUCCGGUGGCUUUGCGCCCUGUGGACGGAUCGUUUCGUCGUACGAUCCAAUGAAGCUGAUUGGUACGCCGGCCUGUCCCCGCUUCGACGACUGUCCAGUAUUAGAGCCGCUAAUCUGUAAAAAGAUAGCUCACGAACGGUUGACGGCACUGAUCUUCCGUGAGGACUGCUUUCUGACCGCGUGCCAGGAUGGGUUCGUGUACACGUGGGCCCGGCCGGGCUUUGUUAAUAUUCCACAGCAUUUAUCUUCAACACCUUCGGCACCUCCAGGGGGAACGGUAGUGUAA